ACCUUACAAACCAUCAACUAUUGUUACUCUCAGUGUUACAAUAUCUGUUCCAAUUUUUUUCUCCGCUUUCUCUCGAUUCAUUCCAUUCACUUGCUUGCAAUGCUUCGUGUGCAUUCUUGACAUGGUGUUGGCCAUUUUGCAAGCCAUUGAACUAUACCAAGACUGUAAAAGGGCUCGUUGGGGGAGGCAGCAGGUAGUGGUUCAUGGGAAAUUGACAGCAAGGAAAUCAACUGGAACAAACUUCUUCCCAUAAUGCGUACCAACUAAUAUUUAACUGGGCUUUCUAUGACAAUUGGAGUGGCGUAGCAUGGCAAAUAAAGCCUUGAUAUGGACAUGAUUUCCUGUCAAGGAAUUCUAAGAUAUAUGCCAAUGAUAAAAUUCUUGUUGAGCUCCAUGUUAACAGGGAAAUCCUUGUUGAAGUGAAUGCCAGGAGCCUGUCAAGUUGCAAGCUGUGGGGAGGAAGCAAGCAGGUUCGAAGCAUUUUAAUGCAGGAAACACCAAAGACCCAUGAGAAUAAUUUAGGCAGGAUUCAAACUAUGUACUUUGUCACGCGGACACACCCUCAUCAUAGAAGGCUUAAUCUAUGCACACUAAUGGGACUGUUGGACCUGGGUUCUUGUUGUAGUCUCUUUGUUAUCUUGUCUUCUCUUUUGCAGGUUUAUGUUUUGGUUUCUUUUAUGAUAUGGACUGUUAACCUUGUCAAAUUUUCGAUUUAUAUAUAAACACUUUAUCCUACAAACCUUUACCGGAGAACUCCUUGUAUGAGCUACCUAAGCGCCCUUCCCUUCCAAUGCUUCGUGCUCUACGCUCUUCAUCAACAACUAUACUUCCCGAGCCGCCGCAACCCCAAGCUUUUCUCUCUACAAUUCAUCCCCACAUUGAUCCUUCCCAAACAAAAUGCACAACACCAAAGCCCUUUCCCUACACUUCAACCUUGCCAACUCUCUUGCAACCUAUUUCAGAUCAAAAUCCGCCUCCUCAUUUAUCCUAUGCACCCCUUUUCCAGUUCUUAACUGGCCAAAACUUCUUAAAAUUAGGGCAACAAAUCCAUGCCCACAUGACCCUUCACGGGCUUCAACCCAAUGCUUUUCUUGGCGCCAAAAUGGUUGCCAUGUAUGCAAGUUCAGGUGACCUUGAAUCAGCUGUAACAGUUUUCCGUAAAAUAAAAGACCCAACUUCUUUAUUGUAUAAUUCAAUUAUUAGAGCUUAUACAAAUAAUGGGUACCCUUUAAAAACUAUAGAUAUUUAUCGUGAAAUGCAUUCUUUACGGCUUAAGGGUGAUAAUUUUACGUUUCCUUUUGUGCUUAAAUCAUGUGCUAAUGUAUUGGAUGUUUGGAUGGGAGAAUGUGUUCAUGGACAAAGCUUGAGAUUUGGGUUGGAGUUGGAUGCUUACGUCGGCACGUCUUUGAUUGAUUUUUAUGUGAAGGUAGGUGAAUUAAGGGAUGCAAAUAAGGUGUUCGAUCUAAUGACUGUUAGAGCUGUGUCCUCUUGGAAUGCUUUGAUUGCAGGGUAUAUGAAAGAAGGGGAGAUACGGGUAGCUGAGGACUUAUUUCGGGGGAUGCCGUGUAGGAAUAUAGUUUCUUGGACAUCUAUGAUUUCUGGCUACACGCAAAACGGGUUAGCUGAGGAGGCAUUGAGUUUGUUUGAUGAGAUGUUGAAAGAAGAUUCUGAGGUUAAGCCUAAUUGGGUAACAAUUAUGAGUGUUUUACCUGCUUGUGCACAUUCAGCUUCUUUUGAACGUGGGAGACGGAUUAACGAAUAUGUGAAUAGGAUUGGUUUGGAAUCAAAUCCUUCGGUGCAGACUGCGCUUAUUGCUAUGUAUGCUAAAUGUGGUAGCCUUGUCAGUGCUCGUUGUUGUUUCGAUAGAAUACUGGAAAAUGAAAAGAAUUUGUGUGCUUGGAAUACAAUGAUCACCGCUUAUGCUUCUCAUGGUCAGGGUUUGGAAUCUGUCUCGACUUUUGAGAACAUGGUUAGAGCCGGGGUAUACCCUGAUGCAAUCACAUUCACAGGGUUGUUGUCCGGUUGCAGUCAUUCUGGUAUUGUCGAGUUUGGAUUAAGAUACUUCAAUUCUAUGCAGACAAAGUACUCUGUCGAACCAAGACACGAGCAUUAUGCUUGUGUUGUAGAUCUUUUGGCACGUGCUGGACGAUUGGUAGAAGCUAAGGAGUUCAUUAAGAAAAUUCCAAUGCAACCCGGACCUAGCAUUUGGGGUGCAUUGUUAGCUGCUUGCAGGAAAAGUAGAAAUUUAGAGAUUGCCGAGAUAGCAGCGAAAGAGCUGUUUGUUUUAGAGCCGGAGAACAGUUGUAACUAUAUUCUGCUUUCGAAUAUGUAUGCUGAAGCAGGCAUGUGGAAGGAGGUUGAUAAAUUGAGAGCUCGUUUAAAAUGUGAAGGCAUCAAAAAGAACCCUGGAUGUAGUUGGAUUGAGAUCAAAGGUAAAGCGCACUUGUUCCUCAGUGGAGAUUUAUCUCAUCCUCAGUCGAAGGAAAUAUAUAACCUGUUGGAAGCAUUGCCUGAGAAAAUCAAGGCAGCUGGUUAUAUACCUAACACCGGUUUUGUGUUGCAUGACAUAAGUGAAGAAGAGAAAGAACAAAACCUCAUUAUUCACAGUGAAAAGUUGGCCAUUGCAUUCGGACUACUUAACACAAACCCUGAAGUAGUUAUACGCAUAACUAAAAACCUUCGGAUCUGUGGGGAUUGUCACACGGUUAUCAAGUUCAUAUCGAAAAUCUAUGAACGAGAAAUAGUUGUGAGAGAUGUGAAUCGAUUCCAUCACUUUAGACACGGAGCUUGUUCUUGUGGGGACUAUUGGUAAUUUUGUAACAAAUUCAAGUGGCAGUGUGGCCUGCACUUGGAAAGUAAUCAGUUUGUAGACGUUAGACGUCGUAAAAGUUCAAAGGCAUGAUUGCAUUGGCAUGGAUGGUUUUAUGUAAAAUGCUUUAGUUCUGGACAAGUUCCUAUAGGAAGUUUUCAAGUAUGUAUGCUAUUGUUCUUUUUACUUUUUUAUGUGCAGAGCUGAAAGCUUUGUUCUGGAAAAAUAGCUUUACUUGCUGUCAGCAUGGCUAUCACAACUAAAGAUGUCAAGCUACAAGAAAACGAAGUUGUAUCUAAUAACAGAAAAAAAUAGAUUUUCAUUUUCCACUUCAGAAA
This is a messenger RNA of Gossypium raimondii (Peruvian cotton), 3147 nucleotides long. RefSeq names its product pentatricopeptide repeat-containing protein At3g62890. Gene Ontology annotation, molecular function: protein binding; RNA binding; zinc ion binding. The record is from RefSeq and is a predicted model, not a curated record. Bases 791 to 2812 code for a protein of 673 amino acids. The transcript has a single exon. Gene Ontology annotation, biological process: RNA modification. NCBI's taxonomy places the organism in Eukaryota, Viridiplantae, Streptophyta, Magnoliopsida, Malvales, Malvaceae.